ACUUCCGCCCCCCUCAUCCCAUCGACCAAGGAUCCUCUGCCGUGAGGUCGCAUUCAAAAAACAAACACCCUCAUUCCAACACAUCAUGUCCGAUCCUAACACCCGUGGAAAGGCCUGGCCUAUGGCUGAUGCUGAGUUGAACAACCAGAUCUUGGAUCUCGUUCAACAAGCCUCUACCUACAAGCAGCUCAAAAAAGGAGCCAAUGAGGCCACGAAGACCCUUAACCGUGGUAUCGCGGAGUUCAUCAUCUUGACUGCCGACACGGAGCCUCUGGAAAUUUUGCUCCACCUUCCCCUCCUCUGCGAAGAGAAGAACGUGCCCUACAUCUUCAUCGAGUCCAAGGCUGCGUUGGGUAGGGCGUGUGGCGUCACCAGGCCGGUCAUCGCUGCGAGCGUUACGUCGAACGAGCAGAGGGAGUUGCAGAGUCAGAUCUUGACUAUCAAGAAGGCCAUCGACAAGCUCAUGGUCUGAUUGGUACUACUCGGUCAUGUACUAACACCUGUAUCGGCCUGACGAACUCUGACUACAUUUGCCGUCCAUUUCUACACUGAAUAUUCUCGGAACCGGGUGACUCUAAAUGACUACUUUC
Stereum hirsutum FP-91666 SS1 is the source of this 590-nucleotide messenger RNA. Its product is annotated as NHP2/L7aE family protein. Gene Ontology annotation, cellular component: U4/U6 x U5 tri-snRNP complex; precatalytic spliceosome; nucleolus. Gene Ontology annotation, molecular function: RNA binding. Lineage: Eukaryota; Fungi; Basidiomycota; Agaricomycetes; Russulales; Stereaceae. Bases 86 to 472 code for a protein of 128 amino acids. The record is from RefSeq and is a predicted model, not a curated record. The transcript is spliced from 4 exons. Gene Ontology annotation, biological process: maturation of SSU-rRNA; mRNA splicing, via spliceosome; ribosome biogenesis.